AUGGCUGAUAUUGGUUCUGCAAUUGGCGGUGUCAUCAACACCCUCACUUCUGGCGCUGUUGGCGCCGCCACCGCCAUCACCGGCAACGCCGUCUCUAUUGGUGAACAAAUUACCUCCAGAGGUGGCCAGUUUGCCUCGGACGUGACUUCGGGCGCCGUGGGUGCCUUUGAUACCGUGACUUCAGGUGCUGUGGGCGCAUUCGACACUGUUACUUCGGGCGCAGUUUCUGAGGCCAACGCCAUCACUUCUCGUGCUGGCUCUGUUGCUUCAAAAGUCACCUCGGCCGGUGGCUCAGGCGUUUCGAGCGCCGUCAGCGACCUUUCGUCGCUUAACUCCCAGCUCGAUUCUUUGAGCAGUUCUGUUGGCUCUAUUACUAGUGCGUCGGGCAGUGGCUCUUCCAAGAGCUCUGGCUCGGCUUCGAAAUCUGGUUCGGCUAGCAAAUCUGGCAGCUCUAGCAAAUCCGGCAGCGCUACCUCGGGAAGUAGCUCUACAUCAGGCGGUGCUGCUGCUGGGCUUGACGUUUCGGGCUCGUGGAAGAAGAGCGCCGCUGUGGCUGCUCUUGUGGGUGUAUCCUUCAUGCUUUCCUUGUAG
Molecule: messenger RNA, 591 nt
Organism: Candidozyma auris
Lineage: Eukaryota; Fungi; Ascomycota; Pichiomycetes; Serinales; Metschnikowiaceae
Exons: 1
Coding region: 1-591 (196 amino acids)
Source: RefSeq, a predicted model, not a curated record